CCAAAAUGGCUUCCGAUGGUGGUUUGAAAGUUGACAAUCCUGCCGAAACUGUUGAAUCUUUGACUAAAGAAGUUGAGAAUUUAAGAACCCGUUUAGAAGAAGAAAGGAGAAAGCUCAAUGAUAUAGCUUUAUAUAAAGUUGCAGAGAGGUUAGAACCAAUACAGAAUUUAAAUAUUAAACCUCGAAGAGUUUUAAAGGGUCAUCAGGGAAAAGUUCUAUGUUCAGAUUGGUCAUUAGACAAAAGACAUAUUGUUAGUUCUUCUCAGGAUGGUAAAAUGAUUAUAUGGGAUGCAUUUACUACAAAUAAGGAACAUGCUAUCACUAUGCCAACAACAUGGGUUAUGGCCUGUGCAUAUGCUCCCUCUGGAAAUAUGGUAGCAUGUGGAGGUUUGGACAACAAAAUUACAGUGUACCCUCUUAGUUUUGAAGAUGAUGUUUCUACCAAAAAGAAAGCUGUUGGAACUCAUACUAGUUAUAUGUCUUGCUGCCUUUUCCCUAAUUCUGACCAGCAGAUCCUAACAGGUAGUGGAGACAGUACAUGUGCUUUAUGGGAUGUUGAGUGUACUCACCUAAUUCAAAGUUUCCAUGGACAUACUGGGGAUGUUAUGGCACUUGAUCUGUCUCCAUCUGAAACAGGAAAUGUUUUUGUCUCUGCUGGGUGUGAUCGUCAAGCUUUAGUUUGGGACAUGAGAACUGGGACAUGUGUACAACAGUUUGAAGGUCAUGAAUCAGAUAUCAAUUCUGUUAAGUUUUAUCCAAGUGGAGAUGCUAUUGCGACAGGUUCUGAUGAUUCUACAUGUCGCUUAUUUGAUUUGCGGGCAGAUCGAGAAGUGGCGGUUUAUUCCAAACAAAGUAUUAUAUUUGGUGUUAAUUCUGUUGACUUUUCUGUGAGUGGGCGCUUGUUGUUUGCUGGUUAUAAUGAUUAUACAGUAAAUGUUUGGGAUAGUCUAAAAUGUGUACGGCUUAGUAUCCUAUAUGGCCAUGAAAACAGAGUUACCUGUUUAAAAGUAUCUCCUGACGGUACUGCUUUAUCUACUGGUAGCUGGGACUUCACUCUCAGGGUUUGGGCUUAAGAUCUUUGUUGAUGAAUGGUGGAUAUGUCUUUAACGAGAGUGUUUGCAUUUUAAAGACAAACAUCGAGAUCUUUAUCUUUUCAGAUUUUCUUUUCAGUGUGAUUGCCAACUCCACCUUCACAAAAUCUGUGGAUGGGUUUUUAGUGUUGGCGAAUCUUAGCAAUCAACUGUUGUUGAUGUUUACCAAAAGAAUCACACAGGUCAGGUAUCUGUUUCUAGUCAUUUUUCAGCCGGUCUUGGUCAGAUCCUAUGCUAGUGUGCAAUAUGAUGAGCAACUGGAAGAAAGUGUUGUUUAAUACAUGAAGGUAUUUAGCUGCCUAGAUGCAGUGAAAAAGAGUAGAUGGUAUUUAUAAAAUUAUUUUUAAUAUGUCUGAAAAUGUAUAUUUAUUUUGUGUUAAUAGUAUGUGGAUUUGUUGUUAUUUUAGCUGUGCAGUUGAGCUUGCAAUAUUUUUAUUUAGAAGUUUCUGUAUUUUUAUUACUAUUAGUUUUGAUUUAUUUUAAAAAUGUAAUCAAUGUUUAUUUGUUUUUUAAAGGUUGUUACUGUAUAUAGAUGUAUGUUGAAAAAGUGAAUUCCCGAAUACAAAAUCUGUGUAUUUAAAAAAAUUUCAGAGUGAUGUUUAGUAUUUUUUUGGAUUUCACAGAAUUAUUGAAGUAAAUUUUUGUCAUAAACAACUAUUGUACAUAGAUAUCAUUUCAUAAAACUUUUUUGCUUAAAGUUCUAACACAAUAGUAAGAUACUGACUUUAAAUACCUGUUAAUAUAUUGAAAUAUAUUAUUAAAUAUAAUUUUGCAUAAAAAGAUGCAGGAUGUCUUAGGUCAGUGUUUUAGUUUGUGCUAUUUUUCAAGAAAUGUUUUCCCUCUUAUUAGUUAUUGUUUUAUUUUUCUCUUUAACAUUGUUAAUAUCAUUUUUGUACAUUCUGUAUUCAGCCAUUGCUGUUAUUGUCAAAAUUUCGUUAGCAUUUUUAUAAUGGAAAUGAAGUUAAUGUAGAGAGUUAGUGUCUUAAGUAUUGCACAUUAAAAUAUAUUGUAAAGAAUAUUAAUUUUGGCUUUGAAAAUUUCUUGAAAUUUGUCUUUUAUUUGAUUAAAAAGUUCUAAUAAUUGAUGUGAAAGUUAAGAAAAUCAGUAAAAAAAAUUAAAUCACUUAACAGAGACAAUCUAGACCUUUUAACAUUGAUCUGUGAUAAAGUAUUUAUUGAAGGGUAAAUGAAAGAGAAAAUAUCUUGAAAGUAAUUUCAUAUUGCUGUUUGUAAAAUUGAUGCCUCUUAUUUCUUAUUGGCUUUCAAUGAAUAAUUUGAUAUUAUAAACAUAAUUUUUGCUUUAUGUCCAUGUUAUAGUGAUUAUGUAUAAAUUUUUACAUAAUAAUAUUUCUUUUUUAAACUUUCUAACAUUAUUUAUCAGUUUUCAUUUGUGAUGACCUGCAAUUAUCAGCUUAGAAAAAAAAUGUUAAACAAAUGGAGAUAUUGAAAACCUUUAUAUGACUUGUCAUAAAUUUUAAUUUAUUUACUAAAAAAUUUGUUCUUUAUUUAUUUUUAUUUUUUUUCAUUAUGUAUUGUCUUAACAAUACAUCAAGGAAUCUCAUAAAAAAUCUUGAGUAAUUAAAAGUAAGCAAUUAUUAAAUUUCUACAUAUAUUUUACAGCUUUUUUUCCAAUACUCUGUUCCUUAAGUUGUGUUGAUCCAAAUAAUUAUUAAAAAACAGGAUAUGAGUUGACCUUUCCAUGACUUUGGAAGGUCAAAUGAUGGGCUUGCUUCUUUUCAAUACUAUCAGGAUCUUCCUUUUAAAAAAAAAAUUCUCAUAAAAUAUAACAUUGUUCACAUCUACCUCAAGGCAGCUUGAUAAAUGUUUUGAACAAAAUCCAAAGAGGGAAGUUAGUGAUAGUUGUUAUGUAUGCUAUUAUUAAAUGUUCUUUUUUCAGUUAUUAUGUAAUAAAUUGCUUCGCUUAAGUAACAUGACUUGGAUGAACAUAUGCAUGUUAAUGAGUGAUCUUCAUAAAUACAUACUAUUGUUGAUGUGAUUAUUUUAAUUAGUUUAUAUGUUCUUCCUGUGGAAAUGAUUCAUUGUAUUUAUUUUUGGAGCAAAUUUUAUUUCCUUUUAAAUUUACUUAUAGGAAGUGUGCUUUAGUUUGUAUUAUUUUUGUUUUGUUCUUUAUAUGCAUUAUAUUAAAAAUAUUUUUUCCCCUUUAAAAUGUUUAUUCAUUUCAUUAGAAGUCAAUUUCUAAUUUUCACAAAUUAUUUAAAAAAGAAAUCUCUAGACUCAUCGUGUUAGAUUAAAUUAUAUUUCCGUCUGUAUAAGGUGCUCUUCUUUUUAAUUUUGUGUAAAAUGUGUAUUUUGUUAAGCUCAUUUAAUGUUUACUCAUUUUUUAAGAAAUGAGUUUGUAAUUUUCUUAGAUUACUUGUAAAUGUAAUCCUUAGAAAAUAAUUUUGUUCAGUUUUUACUGCUUUUAUUAAUGAUCUGCUUUGCAUCCUCACAAAAAUCAUGCGAUGCAAAAAAAUAAACAAAAUAAUAAUUAAUUUGUCUUUUAGUAUUGAAAUCUUUUGGGGGAGAUUUUUAUAUCUUGAGAAAAGGCAAAUUAGAAACAACAAUGCCUGCAUAAUGUAUUGAUUUAUGACAUCUGCAGGUAUUUCAAGAAGCUUUAAAUAACAUAAGACAUUGUCAAAAGUUUUAGAUGAGACUAUUGAUUUUUAAUUGAUCAUUGUUUAAAACUUAUCAUCCUUUCAUUUUCUUGCUUUUUAAUGAAAUUUUCACAUCUUUAAAAAAAAAAAAAUCUAUUUUUAAAAAUCAGUGCAAAAGUUGUGCAGAUAAAAUAAUUUUUAUUUAAUAAAUAAUUUGGUAUAAUUAAUUCUUAAUAUGAAUUCUAAUUUCUUUUCUAAUUGGAUUAAUGCUGAAUUUAGAUAAAAGUCGCAUGAAAAAUAUUUUUGAUGUGGAAAUUUGGGAAAGUUUUUCUCAGAAACACCGCAGUAUGAUUUUUCAUCUUUAAGUAAUAAAGGGAAAAUUAUUCAAUAAAAUUUUAAAUGCACUAAUAUACUUAUAAUCAUUUUUGUUAUUUGCACGAGUCAUUUUAAUAUUAGCUGAGCAUUUAAAUUUGAAACGUCAUCUAAAGAAAUCAAAAAUGUAUUUUGUUGAACAUUUUUUAUAUAAAACUGUGCAAUAACAUUUGUUUGUUACACAAGUUCUAAAACUUAUGUUUUUAUAAUUCUACUGAAAAAAAUGUAUUUAGUUAAAAGCAUUAAUUUUUUUAUUAACAAGUUAAUAUUAUCUGUUCAAAAAUUCCUGUAACCUCUUUCUGGCUUAUAAAAUGUAAUUGAAGUGUCUUAAUAUAUAAAUAUGGAAAAUAAUUUUAAGAUAUAGUUUUGUUAAGUCCUAGUUUAAGGCUCUCAUGUGAGAUGUAAUCAUACAAAUAUUUACAAUUUUUAAAAAUAUGUUGUGUUUUGUUUACAAACUUUUUACAAAUUAAGCCAGUAGGGUGUUGAAACAAUGUCAUACAUUUUUCUAAAUAAUAUUUUGCCUGUUAAAUGAACUUGUUAUCUUUUUAUAUGUAUUUCAUGCAUGCAUAAUAUGUUUGAUCUCUGUGCACAAUGUAUUUUAUACCUGCGCACAUUUUCAUUAAUGAGUAAAACUGUUCAAAAUGACCAAUUGUUUCAAUUGCCCCUUUUGUUUGCACAGAAUAACAUUGACAUAAUGUUAGGAUCAUCUGUGCAAGCAACAACUUUAGCUUUUCUAAGUAGUAGGGCAAAUUAUAUAUUUUAUUUUAAUUAAAACAAUUCCAUUUAUCUUCCUGAUCUUGGUAUUUUUUAAAGAGAAAGAGGAAUAAGAUUUGUAAAUUUUGUUGAUUAAUGUAAAAUUUACAUUAAUCAACCCUUCCCCUAUAUUAACAGAGGAUUGAGAGCUUACUGAGACUUAAGAUUCAAACAAUCAUGAUUACUAAAUACAGAGCAAAAAGUUGGUUAUAGUACAAAUAUAACCUUUUAAUUUUUGAACAAUAUCCAAGCUUGAUUGAUUGAAUCUAGAUUUGCAUAUAGAAGUAUUACAUCAGCAAGAAAGAUAGCCAGAUCGUUUAAUUGCAAAAAAAACCAAAGAAAAUAAUAGAUUUUUGAGACAUUGAUGCAGAUUUCUUUACAAGCAAUAUAUUGAUUAAAGAUUUAUUUUUCCUUUAAGAACAAAAUUGAAAGAGGGGGAAACUGAUAGAUCCAAUCAAAUAAAAUUGUAUCUAUAUUUUUUUUAAAAAAAAGUAAACUGAUAAAGAACUUUUCUAAAUCUAUUUCCAAUCUCAAUCCAAUUUUCUAAAGCACAAAUCUAAAAAUUUACUGUUUACGAAGAAAUGCAUUAAGGCUGGUUUUACCAAGUAUAUUGGUUUCCAAAAUGGGAAAACUUUCAAAUGGCAAUUUUUUUUAAUUGUAUAUUUUAAUUUGAACUGAUAGGAAGGGGAGGGGAUUCUGUAGACUAGUUUCACUGUAUUAUAUUAUUUUAUUCUUUUGAUACGUAUCUGUAAUUCUCACAGCCUUUUUCCCUAAUUCAAUGAAAGCUUGGCAAGUUGCAUUGUUUUAGUUAAAUUUCUGUGGUUUUUUCAGUGCAUGCUACAUAUUUAUAUUUUAUACCAUCUGGAAUAUUUUCAUGCAUUUAACAUUUCGUCAUAUCGAAUUCAUUUAAAAACGAAAAUCAUUAAAAAUAAAUCAAUUCCAGUUGGAUAAUUGUUAUAGUCGUUCCUCUUUACCCAAAAUGUAUUGAGCUGACAAGUCUGCAAUAAUAUUAAAAAUAUUAUUAAAUUUUCAAUAAGCACUGUUGGUUUUGUUCAGCACCAGUGUUGAAAAGAAUAUGUAUUUGUUGUAUAGGGUGUUUAUUGAAAAACUAUACAGGACAAUUUGAUUUUUUAUCUUAAAAUUAUAUAUGACAUAAAUGAUUGAUAUUGUUGUUAAAAUUUAUAUCAUAAUAGUCUUUAAAUAAUCCAAUUUUGUUUCUACAUACUUUUUGAGAUUUAUUAAUACAGUUUGUCCACAAAGUCUCUUAAUAAUACAAAUGCAGUUUGAUGGGAAGAUAUAUUAAUGAAAUUUGUCAUGUACCCAUUUAUCAAAGUUUGUGAUCAUGUUAUAUUUAUACGUCUAAGAUACUUUGUUAAUAAAAAGGAGAUGGUUAAAUUAACCCUAUAAGUGUCGAUUUCCCAAUUAAAGACAUGUUUUAUUUUUUAAUAAAAGAAAAUUGUGUAUACAUUCUCAUUGAUAUCGCAGGGCUUAUUAGGGAAUAUGUCCGUAAUCAUGUUUUUAUAUGGCACAAGAAAGUUAUAGAGACAAGAGUAGUGAUGAAUAAUGAAAAGAAAAGUGAAUAAUGUCAUUGCCAUUAUUGAUGUUAUAAUUGUGAAUACAAUCAAAAAUAUUCUGUCUUAUAAAGUUGUAUUAAAUGAGGGGGGAAAAAACUACUGCAGUCUAUGAUAGUGGGAAUUUUUAAUAAAUACUAUGUAUUUAUAUAUACAGAUUUUAUUCAUGAGACUUUGUGGACACUCAUAUGUAGUGAACAUCUUCAUCAGGUGUAAUCACCCCCCCCUUGUUUCAAACAAUUAUGUUUCGGUAUGUCAUAUUUUGAUAAUUUUAAUUACUUUCUUAUUUUUCUAAUUAAAAUAUUACUAUUGAAGCAUAAAUUGAUUAUUUCAUUUUUUAUAUCUCUAAAAUAAAUUGCAAGUAAUUUUUAUAAUUUUAAUUGUUAGGAAAUUUUUAAAUGAUACUUGUUUAAAGGCUGCUGUAUUUUAUAAGAUGCAUGGUUUAUUUUCAUUUUCCUCAAUUUUUUUAGUCACUCCCUACAAAAAUAUGAUAUGCAUCUCAUUAGCGUUGAUUUAAAAAUGUGAGUGUUAAAAACUGGGUAUCAUCAUCGUUUGAGUACAUUUUAAAAUUAUAAAGUUUAGUACAUCCAUAAAUAAAUAGUAACAUCAAAAUAGAAUGUUGACUUAAACAUAUUUUACUCGGUUGAACUGAAUUAUUAUGUUUUGAAUGAAAAAGAGGAGGGGGAUGUCAUUGGAUACUGAAAAAUAUCUUGAAUAUAUCAUUAAUAUUACAUUUAACUUUUUUUUAUCGUGUUUUUUGUCCUAAAAAGUUUUUCUUUAAAUACCCUUAAAAAAUUCUUGUUUCUUUUAUAUGCCAAAGACAUUUUAUAAAGGCAAUAAUGUUUUGUAAAUGUGAGACAUCUUGGUUUAUAAUAAAAAUGUAAAUCCAGAAAGGGUGAACGGCUGCAUUUGUUUUGGGAUCUCAUUCAAUUUCUGUAAUGGAUCUUUUUUUAAAGUCACAAAGAAUGUAAGUGAGAAAAGUUUAUGUAUGCUUAGUGGAAGCUUUUACUUUAGUGGUAAAAUCUGCUGUGGAUCUGUUAUUUCUUUAAUUGAUGAAAUGAGAUUCGUUAGAUCUCUUGUAUAUAGAAUUAGACGAAAAAAAUUGUUGAAAAUGUACUUUUGUUUUUGAAAAUUGUAUUGUUAAAUAGUUAAUACUUUGUUAAAAAGUAGUUGUAUUGAUUAUGGACCAUGCUGUGAGAAUUGUAUCAUAUUUGCAGCUAUGCAUCCAGACAAGUUGUAUAAGCUUGUACAGAAAAAAUAUUAAAA
This is a messenger RNA of Argiope bruennichi, 7646 nucleotides long. It is a transcript of the gene Gbeta5, whose product is annotated as guanine nucleotide-binding protein subunit beta-2-like. Gene Ontology annotation, cellular component: heterotrimeric G-protein complex; cytoplasm. The coding region runs from base 6 to 1073 and encodes 355 amino acids. Gene Ontology annotation, biological process: G protein-coupled dopamine receptor signaling pathway; G protein-coupled receptor signaling pathway. Lineage: Eukaryota; Metazoa; Arthropoda; Arachnida; Araneae; Araneidae. Gene Ontology annotation, molecular function: signaling receptor complex adaptor activity; protein binding. The transcript has 10 exons. The record is from RefSeq and is a predicted model, not a curated record.